This is a messenger RNA of Oncorhynchus keta (chum salmon), 7507 nucleotides long. RefSeq names its product Ras and Rab interactor 3 (gene rin3). Gene Ontology annotation, molecular function: small GTPase binding; guanyl-nucleotide exchange factor activity. The coding region runs from base 870 to 4742 and encodes 1290 amino acids. NCBI's taxonomy places the organism in Eukaryota, Metazoa, Chordata, Actinopteri, Salmoniformes, Salmonidae. Gene Ontology annotation, cellular component: cytosol; endocytic vesicle. The transcript is spliced from 14 exons. The record is from RefSeq and is a predicted model, not a curated record. Gene Ontology annotation, biological process: signal transduction; vesicle-mediated transport.
GGACAAGAAGAGGAGAAAGAGAGGGAGGGUUUGAACCGUUUUUUUAGGAGAUCUGUGAUCUUCUUGGCAGACCUGAAGGCUAGCUGUGUGAAGGGGGAAGGAGUGGAGGAGAGGAGGGCGGCAGGCUGACCACACUGGUCUACCUCUUCCUGAAAGCAACUCCGCUCAGAGAGACAGGAAGUAGAGACACAGAAAGAGGGGAGGGGGAAAGAAAGAGUCAGAGAGAGAGAGAAUACUUUUCCUGUCACCAAACUUUUUGAAAACUGUGGGACUAGAGUGUGAAAAAUAAAGAUAGAGAGGAACACAGUGUGAGAUAGAAAAGGGAGAUUGAGAACAGAUCCAAGGACAUGGAGGAGUUCUCAGGCUACCAUCAUGGAUUGUUCCAGUGGAGUUGUGUGUGACUGACAGAGGGGGUUGCUUUGAAGACGGACAUUAGGAAAGAGUUUGAGUACGAACGACAGAAUGAUGAAAACAGCUGUUCUCUCUCAGGAGACCGCAUCUACUGGGGUGAAUGCUGAGCCUCGCUCCCCACCUAGACCUCCCCUCACCCCUACCGUAUCUUCAGGAUCAACAGUACUAUUCCCCCCUCCCAGACCUGCCCUCUCCUCAGGACCACCCCUGAUGGCUCCUCCGACUCUCCCCUCCAAACCCUCCCCACCCCCUGACCCAACUCCCCCUGACCCAACUGACCCAACUCCACCUGUCUGCCUGGACUCCUCCCCCCUCCUCCCUUCACCCCUCAUACCCUCCUCACCCUCCUCACCCACACCGCCCCUCCAUUCAGCUUCUGAACCACUCCCUUCUCAAAUUGACUUGGCCGUUGAUGCCACUGACGCAACUGAUGUCCCCAAUGCCGCUGUCCCUAAGGAAUGUACUCCCCCUUAUCCAGACCCCUAGUCCUUGAUGUCCCGGAUAUCUCUACUUCCACCCUUGUCACAUCACUACCCCCUCAAGUCUUAGAGACAUCCACUCCCCCACUCCCCACACCCCUGGUACCUGAUGUCCCAGAGACAUCUACUCCUCCCAUCCCCACACCAGUACCCCCUCAAGUCUCAGAGCCCUCUACACCCCACCUUCCUGACAUCCUGGAUGUCUCUGCUCCUCCCCUCCCCUUACAUAUGUCCUCUUCAGUCCCAGAGCUCUCCUCUUCAGAACUAACCCUACCAGCACCUUCAUCUCAGCCGGUCCCAAAGCCCUCAUCUAUGCUCAUCUCUUCUCCCACUGUAACUCCCAUCUCAAAACCCUCCUCACUUCCUAUCUCUUCUCCCCACGUACCUCCUAUAGCAAAACCCCCUCUGUCCACUCCCCCCAUUCAUCCUCUCUCAAAACCCUCCUCACUUCCUAUCUCUUCUCCCCACGUGCCUCCUAUAGCAAAACCCCCUCUGUCCACUCCCCCCAUUCAUCCUCUCUCAAAACCCUCCGUACCUCCAUCUCCCCGUGUUCCUCCUUUCUCAAAGAUCUCCUCACCCCCUCUUCCUAGACCCCCAGCACCUCGAAAACUCUCUGGUCCACCCCAGCCGAGACCCCCCAUACCUCACCCUCACUCGAAAGUCAAACCCUCCUCUCCAGCUCUCCCCAGACCCCCACUUCCAUCCAUGAAGUCCUCCUCUCCCCCUCUACCCUCCCCACUAGUCCCUCUAGCUCCCAAGCCCGCCCCAGUUUCGGCCUCAUCGACAGCCCCAUCUCCUACCCAAGCCACAGCCCCACGACCAAGCAUCAGUAUCCUGGAGAAACUGAUCAAAACUUGCCCGGUGUGGUUGCAGCUGGGUAUGGCCCAGGAGAGGACCACACUCAUGCUGAAGAAAGAAAUCCCUGGGAUAUUUUUAGUGCGUAAAAGCCACGACCAGAAAUCCAUGGUGCUGUCAGUAUGUGUAUCUGACAAGCAGGAGGAGCUUCAGGUCCAGGAUAUUCUGAUUAAGGAGGAGAAGUCACUGAUGUACCUGGAAGGGUCUGUUCUGGUCUUUGAUAACAUCUUCAAACUCAUGGCCUUCUACUGUGUCAGCCGGGAUAUUCUACCCUUCACCCUGAGGUUGCCUCAGGUCAUCGUCCAGGCAACCAAGUACGAAGAUAUAGAGAUGAUAUCGACAUUAGGCUCAGAGUUCUGGGGUUCUCAGCUUCACAGCUCCUCAGAAAUGGUCAAACGUGAUGACCAGGGUCAGGGCCACAGCAGUUCAUCCUGUGAGAUCCAGCUGUCCACCGGGAAUAGUAAUGACCGUCUGUGGUACAUCAACCCUAUCUUCAUCGAGGAGUACUGCAGCAGCCUGGAGGCCUCCACCCUCGUCCCAGCUCCCAUCCACAGGAGCCAGAGUCUGAACACCCCAGGCCCGGGGCAGGUGCAGGUACCCCCCAAGUUCAAACGGCCCCCACCCAGGCCCCCAAAUGUCCCAGAGGGCUUGAUUCUGUCACAGUCGGCUAAGCAGGGUGCCAGAGGGGAAAGUGUCUCCCCCAGGUCUCCACCCCCACCGCAAACAGUAAUAGCCAAGGCAGCAGGUCAGAAAGCGGAAGGAGACAGCAGCAAAGACACUGAGGAGGGAGAAGGAGCUGCUUCUCAACUCAUCUCGGAGAAAGAGGUGCCAGUUACUGUUACUGACUCAGUAGCAGCUACUCAGCCUCUACAGCCACUGUCACCGCACAGAGCAACAGCAGGACAGAAACACCCAGCACCCCGACCACCCCCACACAGGAUACCACUCGUACCCCUUCGGCGGAAACCCUCUGAUAACCGUCCCUCAAUCCCGGGACAGGAGGGCGGUGUUGGUCCAGUGCCUGUUGCUUCACUGGUCUGCAUCGAUGACACCACUAACAUGGCAGAGGAGAAGUUAGGAGUGGAAUCUCAUGCCGGUGAGACAGAGACACUGCAGAACAAAGGGACAUCAGGGGCUUCAAACAUUAGUGAGGUUGUUACCGUGGCUAUAGCCCCGCGGACGAAGAGGGCCUCACAUCCAGUCCCGCCUCCCAGGAAGAAGAAACCCUCUCAGUUCACGCCCACCACACCUCUCUCCCGAAACGUGAUAAGCGGAGGACUUCUGUCAAUCAAUUCAUCAUCGGAUAACCCCCAGAACUUCAGCACCCCCUCGCCUGCCUCGAGGCCCACCUCCAUCCCCGUGGGGGAGGCCAGGGGGGCAGAUGUGUCCUUGUACUCCCCUGAUGGGGAAGCUGUCUUCCCUGCCCUGGAACAUGACUCCUACUCUACCAGCAGUACAGAGGAGGAGGCUGACACUGUGGCCAGCGGGACUGUAGGGACCGGUGGGACCAACAACACCAAGGUGUCGAUGAAGAGGACGCCUACCAUCAUGCUGGACCGAGCCAAGCUCCGCCUCUCCAGCGUGUUCACUAACUUCAUGAACACCGACCACAAGCUCCAGAAGAGAAUCCUAGAGCUGUUCAGGGACGGGAGCUCCUACUUUGGCACCCUGGUGAAGGACUACAGGGUGUAUAUCCUGGAGACCAUGGGGAAGCACAGCUCCAGCACUGAGCUGCUGCAGGAGAUCAGGCAGAUGAUGACCCAGCUAAAGAGUUACCUCAUCCAGAGCACUGAGCUACAGAAUAUACUGGAGCCCAACAUCUACACAGAGGACAAAUUGGAGGUGAUUAUUGAGGCUGUCCUGUGUAAGGCUAUGCUGAAGCCUCUGAGGGAGGCUGUGUAUUCAGGCCUGAAAGACAUCCACGCCAGGGACGGCUGUCUGAAGAGACUGAGGGAGAACCAGAGUGUCAUCCUGGGUACCACCACCACAGAACUGGGGAUCACCACCAGCGUCCCAGAGACCCCUGUCAUGGAGAAGAUCCAGCUGAAGUUGAUGACCCUCCACCAGGAAUACUCCCCUCAGAAGAAGAUUGAUCUGCUCCUUAAGACCUGCAAGAUCAUCUAUGAAUCCAUGUCUAUAGGCUGUCCAUCAGGGAGAGCCUAUGGUGCAGAUGACUUCCUCCCGGUGCUGAUGUACGUCCUGGCCAGGAGCAACAUGGCCUUCCUGCUACUGGAUGUAGAGUAUAUGAUGGAGCUGAUGGACCCUGCACUGCAGCUAGGAGAGGGCUCCUACUACCUGACGACUACGUAUGGAGUGUUGGAGCACAUAAAGAACUAUGAGAAGCAGGUGGUGACACGGCAGCUCAGUCUGGAGAUCCAGAACUCUAUCCACCGCUGGGAGAAGAGACGCACCCUGAACAAAGCCAGCGUGUCACGUUCAUGUGUUCAGGACUUCAUCAACGUGUCAUUCCUGGAGGCGGGGUGCAACACUAAGACCCUGAGGGUCCGCCCCAACACCACAGCUCAGGACCUGUGUGCCCAGUGUGCUGACAAGUUUGAGGUGGCAGAGCCAGAGUCCUACAGCCUGAGUGUGCUGGUGGAGGACCACCACCAACUCCUGGCCCCUGAGGAGUUCCCCCUCCCCAUCAAGUCCAGUCUCCACCACAGUCAGCCCCUCAAGGAGUACUGCUUUGUCUACCGGCCUGGAAGGACAGAGUCAGAAUCCCAGGAGGCAGAAUCCCAGGAGGCAGAAUCCCAGGAGGCAGAAUCCCAGGAGGCAGAAUCCCAGGAGGCAGAAGGACAGGAGGCAGAAUCCCAGGAGGCAGAAUCCCAGGAGGCAGAAUCCCAGGAGGCAGAAUCCCAGGAGGCAGAAUCCCAGGAGGCAGAAGGACAGGAGGCAGAAGGACAGGAGGCAGAAGGACAGAAGGUGGAGAGCAAGGAGCCAGCUCCCGCAGCCGAGCCAGAGCCUGAGAAGGAGGAGAGUCUGAUCGAGAUAUGAUGAGAUCAGUGUGCGGGUGCGUGGGUGUGUGCGUGCGUACAUGCAUGUGUGGGACAAAGGAUCAAGGAGCUGCUCAAGUGAAUACAAUGGCUUCUGCCUCAAUCAUUAUAGCCAUUUUAAAUGAGAUAUUGUUUUUUGCCUUAUACACAACCAUAUAGACAAUGUUUAGGUCUGCCCUUGACAACGUGGAUACAUUCUGAAAGAAGAGAACCUCCAUCAUCUCCUCACCUUGAUCUUCAGGUCUAAAUAUCAAAUCACACAACAGGAGACUCAAGUUUACUUUAGCUUCCAUACAGAUGUGCUCUAUCUUAAUUUGAUCUGUGUCUCACAGCAGGACAAUAAUCAUGCAGCAACAGGAAAUGUGAAUUAUUAUGUGUAUUAUAAUUAAUGGAUAUUUUUGUAGAAAAGUGACACACUUUUCAUUAGGGAAAAUCAAGUCUAAAAUGUUUAGUGGAAAUUACAAACUUUAGAAGCCUUUGAAAAAAAAUUGAAUACACUACAAGUUUGCAUUUCCUGCUGCGCAGGAACCACAGAGUGAUCAAAUUAAGAGAGUACAUCUGUAUGGCUUCUAUUGUAAGUCAUAUUGCUCAGUGAAGAAGACCUACCACCGUCAACUCAUGUCGGACUGGUUCAUACUUCAGACUUUGAAUAUCAUACAGGGGAUCCACACAAGAUCACUUCAGCUUUUAUAUUACUUCUAUGAGAACUAGCGCUGUGAGUCCUGCUUCCUCUUUCUGCAAAGUUGGCCAAAGCUACAGAGAUAAAGAGGAUAUCGUCCUCCUCUAGUUUGAAAGGGCAUAAUAGGCUGUAUAAUUAAACUGUAAUGGAUCCGGAUAAGGAGUCUCUGCCUGCAUCCCAAAUGGCACAUUAUUCCCUAUGUAGUGCACUACUUUUGACCAGGGCCCAUAGUCUGGUCAAAAAUGAAUGCACUAUGUAGGGAAUAGGGUGUUAUUUAGGACACAGUCCAUGUAUCCUGUCCGGACGGUGUUCAUUUUCAUAUAUAACAGAUUUGCUUCUGCCACAGUUCAGAUUGACAAUCAGCUGUUCAUUGGUUUUGUUAAUCGAAUUUAGCAUGACAAUAUCCUUGCCAAUAAUUAUGUCACUGGGUUUAUAUGCUCAAGAAAGACUCUGCGACUCUCUGUACUGUAAAUCCAUUUUUGCUGUGCUGGUUUGUAUACUCUUGUAGCUGUGCUGUGGCCACAUUACAUUGGUGUCCUGUAAGAACUUUUGAUGUCUCAUUCUAGAGGGGUUCUGCUACAAUGCCAUUCAUUUUAAGUUCAAAUCCAAGUCUACCAGGCACUGAUGGUGUACUCUAAUUAUAUUAUAUAGCAUUAUGGCUUUGAUACUUUGAUACUUUGAUUGUUUUCUUUUUAAAAGGUGAAAUGUGAAAUGGUUUAUGUGGAUGUAUCAAGAGAUGAAACCCAGUAAAACAUUGUUUGUUUUAAUAAUUUCAUAAAUUUCAAUAUUUCCCAUUUUAAAUAUUUGGGAGUAAAUAUAUUUCCUUUCUUUGUUAAAACCAUUGCCAGAACUUUAACAGAACUCUAAAAUCAAUUCAAUCUGCCUCAGUAGAUGAAAUAAUAUCCCAGUUGCUUUAACCAGCAGAAUAUCUAUUGUCAAAGUGAAUAUAUUGCCGCGACUGAAUUUCUAUAGUUCAAUGCUUCCCAUGUCUCCCCCUUCUGGAUAUUGGGAUACAGUUCAUAGUGAGGUUAUGAAAUGUUUAGUAUAUGGCAAGUUAUGGCAAAAUUAACAAACUUGCAAAGAGGGAAAGACAUAGGAGGACCCAAGUUUAAAUUGUAUUUCCAGGCACUAGCAUUUUGCCCCAUCCUGUUUGUUUAGAAAUGAUUCUUCUGCCCCCUGGCUGAGUACAGAAAUACAUACUGCCCUGGAAGACCAAUUCUUCACUAAUUUAUCCCUUAAACCAGGGAUCAUCAACUAGACAUCUGGAUCUGGCUGAGUACAGAAAUACAUACUGCCCUGGAAGACCAAUUCUUCACUAACAUAUCCCUUAAACCAGGGAUCAUCAACUAGACAUCUGGAUCUGGCUUAGUACAGAAAUACACACUGCCCUGGAAGACCAAUUCUUCACUAUCAUUUCCCUUAAACCAGGGAUCAUGAACUAGAUUAAGCUGCGGACAGAUCUUUUUAUUUUUCUUGAGCGAUGGUCGGGGCCAGAACAUAAUUAAAAAUAAUUUGUACACUGCUAAUUGACCGCAAGAAGCCCAAACAUAUCUAAUAUUAGACUAAAACAUAAUCAUUUCAAACCUUACUUUAAUUUGCAUCAGUGCUGAGCUAUUUAACCAAUUAUCAAUUUCAAUUAUUUUACGGCUUUUGAACAACUAAUUGACCGACAUCGGUUAAAUUAUUUGGAUUUUUUUUUCCUUCUGUGAGCUCAAUGCACAGUUUCUCUAGAGAUAAAUCAGAUCCAGCCUGAACUCUGCGAUGUAGUAGGGAGUUGUAGUUUCCAACAGGCCAGUAAUGUCACAUCUUCUCCUACUCCUCCCUUCUGGCAUACGAUGUCGCCGACCAACUGUCCUGGGAUUCAUCAUUACGCGCACCUGGCACUCAUCAUUAUGCGCACCUGUUAAUCAUUAUGACUCACACCUGGACUUCAUUACCUUCAUAAUUUCCUCCCCUUUAUAUGGCACUCUCUUGUGUUCAUUCACCAGUUGGUGUUAUUCUUGUGUACCGGUGUGUAGCUACAUGGAAUUUCAGUUUUUGAUUUGUUAAAAAAGUUUGAAAUAUCCAAUAAAUGUCGUUCCACUUCA